Prorocentrum cordatum is the source of this 1926-nucleotide messenger RNA. The record is from the annotation of a GenBank genome assembly. Lineage: Eukaryota; Dinophyceae; Prorocentrales; Prorocentraceae.
AUGGCGGACCUCCGCGCACCGCUUACGUCGCCGGCUGGCAGUCCAGGAGAGCCUGCUGCCGACCUUGAUGUGGAGGCCAUGAAUGCCGAUGCCAACUCAUUUGGGAAAUUGUUGAGGCAGGCUUCCCGCGGCAGCGAGGGCGAGAGGAGGAAGGGCCUGUCGAUGGAGUGGCGGGGGCUGUCCUUCUCGGUGGGAGACAAGCAAAUCUUGAAGGAUGUCACUGGCGUUUUGUUUCCAGGUCGGCUUACAGCCGUGUUGGGGCCCUCGGGCAGUGGGAAGAGCACCUUGCUGAACGUCCUCGCCGGCAGGCAGCGCACGACUGGGCCAACGGGCUCGGCGCCGAUGACGGGCGAGGUCUCCGUAGGCGGUACCGCCAUCGACGUCGCCGAUUUCAAGAGCAGCAUCGCUUACGUGAUGCAGGACGAUCGAUCGGAGCUGGUGGGCACGAUGUUGUCGACCUUAGGCCUAAACAAGUGCGCGGACACCAUCGUGGGUUCUGCGCUGUUAAAGGGCAUCUCUGGGGGCGAGAGGAAGCGGACGUCGGUGGGCGUCGAGCUAAUCACCGACCCAAAAAUGUUUUUUCUGGACGAGCCCCUGAGCGGCCUCGACUCCUUCGCCGCGUACACUCUGGUGCAGGCCUUGAAGGAUCUGGCGUUGGCGGGGGUGCCCGUGCUAUGCACCGUGCAUCAGCCUUCUUCUGAGAUCUUCGCCAUGUUCGACGACGUGAUCAUCCUUCAUGACGGGGAGGUCGUUUACCACGGGCCGGUAGCGGAGUUUGCGCCUCAUUUCAGCCGAUGGGGAAAGUGCCCCGCGAACUUCAAUCCCGCCGACCACGUGAUGUUUCUUAUCCAGAAGGACCCCGACGAGAAUAGCACCAGGUUGCGCGAGAUGAAGGAUGCAUGGCUCUCCUCGGACUUGCACGGCUCCCUGUGCUCCAGGAUCGACGCCCUGCGGUCCGGGGGCUCCACCCCGACCUCGGCACUCCGCGCCGCGGCGCCGCGGGGGCUGCCCCUCUGGAGGCAGCUCGCCGUGCUCACCUCCAGGGAGUUCCGCGGGACGGUGCGCAACAAGGGCAUCCUGGGGGCGCGGUUCGGCAUGUCAAUCUUCCUGGCCUUGCUGUAUGCGUGGCUGUUCGCGGGCAGCGCCAGGAACGGCGACGAUCCCAACGUCCUCAGCAGCUGCGUGCCGAGCCACUUCUCGCCGCCCGCCUGCGCCAGCGACUUUCAGGCUCACUACGGAACCCUGGUCUCUCUGUCGAUCUCGUCCAUGAUGGGGUCUGCCCAGCCCAUCUUGCUCUCCUUCCCGAGCGAGAGGCCUGUGUUCCUCCGGGAGUACGCGUCGCAGCAGUACAGCGUGUUGCCGUAUUUUGUCGCGAAGACGCUCGUGGAGAUGCCAGUGGUCUUCAUUAGCAACUUGAUGACUUACUUGUUCUCCUAUUGGAUCAUGGGGCUACAGGGGAAUUUCCUCGAGUUGACGGUCAUCGGCUGGGCCUUGGGAAUCACCUCCUCGUCUUUGGCUCUGGUGAUCGGGUGCGGCGUGGCCUCCGGGGAGAAGGCCAUCCAGCUUGCGCCACUGGCGCUGAUUCCGCAGAUGCUCUUCAGCGGCCUCUUCCUGCCGGUAUCGAAGAUCCCGACCUCCCUCCAGUGGGUCAAGUAUUUGUGCCCGUUGAAGUAUGCGAUCAACUUGGCCACGAUGGCGGAGUUCCACUACAUCAAGGAAAGCAUGGACGAUUGCGAGAUCCACCACCCGCAGCAGGUCUGCAGAGGCCUUUAUCCGGGCAACUACUUGAGACAAGACUUGAUUGAGAAUCAGGGUGUCCAGUGGUCGGAUUGGGUUCUCGACGUGGCCAUUCUGACAGGCCUUUUUGUGACCUUCCGCACAAUAUCGCUGAUUCUUUUGUGGCGCAAGGGGAAAUAUGUCUUCUGA